AUGUCGGGCAGCGAAGCUGAGAAACACGGCCAGACGACGCCGGAAGCCAGCACGGCCGAGCGGGACAUCAACGUCGAUGGAGCGGAGCGGAGGAAGGAAUAUGCCUCUGGCUUCAAACUCGUCAUCAUUGUUGCGUCGCUCUGCUUGUCGCUAUUUCUCUGUGGGCUGGACCAAACCGUCAUCACCACGGCAGUGCCCAUCAUCACAAAUGAGUUCAAAGCCAUCGAGGAUGUGGGCUGGUACACCACAGCCUAUCUCCUCACCACGUCUUCCUUCCAAAUCGCCUAUGGCAAGCUCUACACCACCCUGUCUGUCAAAAUUGUCCUCUUGAUCGCCCUCGCAAUUUUCGAGCUGGGCUCUGUUAUAUGCGCUGCCGCCCCAAACUCGACGGCCCUCAUCGUGGGCCGAGCCAUCGCGGGCCUCGGUGCCGCAGGCAUAUUCCCAGGAAGCACACUUGUUCUGGUUCAUGCGGCCCCCAUGGAGCGGCGCCCGGCUCUGCUUGGUAUAACCACAGGCAUGUUUGGCAUUGCCAGCUUGUGCGGUCCAUUUAUCGGUGGUGCAUUUGCCGACGGCGCAACCUGGAGGUGGUGCUUCAUCAUCAACGUCCCUCUUGGUGUCAUCACCGGCGUCAUUCUCACAUUCUUCGUUACCACCCCCAUCGACGCCCAAUACGCCAAUUGGACCUUCAAGGAAAAACUUGCCUACGCCAGGAUUCCCGAAAUCCUCAUCCUUGUUGUCGCACUUGUCUGUCUCGUGCUGGGCCUUCAAUGGGGAGGCGCCGUCUACCCAUGGAGCGAUGGCCGUGUCGUUGCCAUGCUCGUCGUUUUCGCCGUCUUGACGGCUAUUUUCUUGACUAUACAGAUCUUCUUACCCAAGUCGCGCGCGAUACCCACCACCAUUAUCCAGAACAGAAACAUCUGGUUCGCCUCCAUCUUCGCCCUCUGCAGCUCGGGAGCCAUGUUCAUCGCGGUUACCUACUUGCCCAUCUACUUCCAGGCCAUCAAAAACGCCUCGGCGCUUUCGUCGGGUGUCAUGGUCAUGCCGCUGAUAUUGGGAUUCUUGGUCAUGUCCAUCAUUUCUGGCAUCAUCACAAACAUUACGGGCUAUUACAAUCCCUCCAUGCUGCUCUGCACGCUGCUGGCCUCUGUCGGUGCUGGCCUCAUCUCGACUUUCGACGUAGACACGCCUCAGCCGAAAUGGAUCGGAUAUCAGGCGCUGCUCGGUUUUGGCAUAGGCUUCGGUCUCCAACAACCCAUAGUAUGCGCGCAGCAUGUCCUUGCUGAAGGAGACGUGCCUUUCGGGGUCGCCUUCAUCAACAUGAUGCAAAUGUUGGGCGGAGCCAUCUUUGUGGCUGUUUCACAGAAUGUCUUUCUGAAUAGGCUUGCCACGGGCGUCGCCAAUGUUUUGCCAGGGUUCGAUACCCGCAAAAUCAUCCAAGGCGGCUUGACUGAUUUCAAGAACCUCUUUGAUCCGGACCAACUCCCGAAAGUCAUACCCGUCUAUGCUCAUGUCAUUGGCGUCGUUUUCCUCAUCGUCACUGGCUUAUGUGCGGCAACCUUGCUCGGUGCGGUUGGCAUCCAGUGGCGAUCUGUGAAGAUGCCAAAAGCAAGUCAAUCCCGAGAAGAGCAGGAGCCUUAG
Metarhizium brunneum ARSEF 3297 is the source of this 1638-nucleotide messenger RNA. It is a transcript of the gene tcpA, whose product is annotated as MFS thioclapurine efflux transporter tcpA. Gene Ontology annotation, molecular function: transmembrane transporter activity. NCBI's taxonomy places the organism in Eukaryota, Fungi, Ascomycota, Sordariomycetes, Hypocreales, Clavicipitaceae. The record is from RefSeq and is a predicted model, not a curated record. Gene Ontology annotation, biological process: transmembrane transport. Gene Ontology annotation, cellular component: plasma membrane.